This is a messenger RNA of Drosophila serrata, 2623 nucleotides long. RefSeq lists its product as uncharacterized. NCBI's taxonomy places the organism in Eukaryota, Metazoa, Arthropoda, Insecta, Diptera, Drosophilidae. Gene Ontology annotation, molecular function: protein binding. The record is from RefSeq and is a predicted model, not a curated record.
ACGCGUGAGCUUUGUCAAUGAAAACAACUUGAGAAAGAAAAAACUAGAUUUAUGCACACCAAUUAUUAAUUUUUCGUUUAGUGAAGUGAAGAACAUGUCUUGAUAAAAACAAAACAUCAAAUACAAAAAUUAAACAAAGUGUCUUCCAGUGUGUGUGUGAGAGAGUGUUGUUAACUAAAAUAAAAUGUGAACUAAAUGCAAAACUUGGCAAAGAGUGACUAGGAAAAACAAACAGCAAACAGAGCAACACAAUUUACGUGGCACAGUUAAUUUUCGCCAAAAAAGAUGCCAAUUGAUUUUGAUUUUUGCAAAUUAUAACGAGACAUUUAUAUGAUUUGAUAGCCGGGGCAGGAAUUUGCAAAUUCACAGACACACACGAGCCUCUGGCAAGGUCAUAUUGAUUGUCAUCUGUCGCCAACCCCAUCUCAACAGCAUCCCCUCUAAGAAGAAGAAAAAAAGACCCUCCACAAAAGGCAACAUGCCAAGAUUGCACAUGCCAAGGCGGUGCUUGCACCAGAUGCUAAUAAUAUAUGGACUAAUAUUUGUUUCCAGUGCAACGACACUUGACCAGAUGCCGCUGCUGCCGGAUCAAUGUGACUCAGUCAAGUGUCCGCCGGACGCGGAAAUGCACUGUCCGGCGGAUAGUGCGGUGCGUGAGAAUCUGAUUGCGGUGGAGCUGAUUAAGUCAAAUGCGGUGGAGCUACCCAAUGAUUCGCUUGUGGCCGAUGACAGGGACAAGGACAAGGACACAGCGGUGGAGUUGCCGGUGUCCUCGUACUACAAUAGCACGAUCUCUGAGAGUGACUAUCAAAAGUGCUGCCUGCCCCGGAAGUGUGUGUGCAAAACGUGCUACAUUCCCGACUGCAACGAGGAUGAGGUGGUGGCGGAACUGGUGCCGGAGAACAUGCAGUUACCGGGUCAGUGCUGUGGCACCUACGAGUGUCGCGCUGAACCCAAUUGCACGAAGGUCCUGGACACGGAAUUCAUGUGGCUGAAGGACUGCCAACGGUGCAAGUGCAACUCCGGUUUUCUAUUUUGCCACCAGAGCUGUGACGAGCAGGCGGGUGGCGGCGUGUGCGAGUCCAAGAUACCGGGGAUAUUCUACAAGGAUGGCGACACCUGGACCGAUGGUUGCCAGGAGUGUGAGUGCGUCAAGGGUGAGUCCAAGUGUGCCAUGUCCUUUUGCGGCAACCUCAACUGCCCCAGCGAGCGGCAGGUUACGCUUAAGGACACCUGCUGUCCUGUUUGCUGGCCCAGUUGUGCCCCCAUGCCGCACGACAGUGGCUACAGGGAUUACACGGAAGAGGAGUCCCAGGAGCUGGAUCAGGACCAGGAGCAAGACUCACUGCCGCCACUGCUGGGUGAACCACAGACCAUCACCACUACAACUACCAGCACCACCCCCACCACUCAGACUUCUGCGGAGCAAAAAGCAGAUUUGAUAGCCAUAAGUAGCCCCAUCUCCAGCAGCAGCACCUCAACCAGCACAACCACUGCCCCGCCGGGACCCAUCACCAUCUGCCAGAGUGCCUUCGACCAGACCUACAACUACUUCUACGGCCUGUUGACCUACUCAGUGGUGGCUACCAUUAUCAUCUCCGUUCUGAGCGGUUAUAUCUACAUGCAGCGCGCCAAGAAACGUUCCUACGAUCCGGUCUCUAGUCUGGACCACAGCAUCUAAGCAAAGGAGAGAUCUUUCGAAAUACUAUUGCAACUACUAAAUGUAAUCAAACGUUAAUUAGCCUCUAAGUAUUCCCGCUUUAUAUUUGGUUCAGACUUUAUGUUUUCGCUUUUUGUGUGUGGCCAGGCGUGCAAUUGAUGCACUCAUGCCACUGGUCUGGUCACACCGAAUGAAUCGGCUUAGAAUCGCUUAGAUAGGAAUACCAAAUAUCCAACACAAGUCUUUCUAAUGCCUUUUGCCUUUUUGAUUGUUUGGUAUUGAUCUCAUUUUAACUUUUCACUUUUUUCACUUUUUCACUUUGCAACCCAAAAGAGAGAACUAGAAAAGCACAAGAAAAUUUGGGGGGGAAAAUAAGAAAAGAAACGAAACGAAAAAGAUAAGCAACGAACUUCCGCAGCAACAAAAUCAAAGUAUUCUUAUGAAAUUACGCAAAACAACAAAAUAUUUAAUUACAAAACGAAACAAGAGUUACUAUUACUAAACGCAAAUCGAUGUAUGUAUAUGUAUAUACUUAAUGCUUUCCCCUGCCUUCCAUGGGAAGUCCAUUAUAUAUAUUUUUUGUAAACUUAAACCUCGAUGUAAGAGAACUAUAAUACCAAAUCAAAAUACUUAAAAGCGAGAGAGAUGUAUCCACUCGCUUGCAGACACACACGCACGUUCGUCGCUUUAGUUUUUAGUUGUUAGCUCUUAAUUUAGGAAGUAUGUGAUAUAUAUGCUAAUUAGCCUAUGUAAUUUGUCGACACCAAGGCACGCUGCUGUUUCGAAGAAGGACAAACAGUAUUUGCAACACAAGACCCCGAAUUGGAAUCGAAGAAGGAGGUUCUAUACUUUAGCUAAAUGUCAUAAAGUUGCCACAUAAAUGUAUACUAUAAAGAACUUUAUUUAAAUUUAUGUUUAAUAAUAAACCAAAAUUGGUAUGCAAAGCGAGGAAACCAAUUAAAU